AACUCUUACUUAAUAGAUUUGAUCGAUGAUGAAUUUAUGUUCGCUUCACAUGACUCUUUACAAGUUCAAUCUGGCAGUCUUGAAGACGACAGUGAUUGUUUUGAUGGUUUAUCUGUGAAUGAAAAUUCAUCAGUCGAGGUUCAGCACCUUAUCUCAAAAAUGGCAAAUGUGAACCAUCGUCUUUUUGAAUACAGUAUUGUUAACCUCUCCGAAAAAAAUCUCGUAGACCCAAUGGAACCAUCAACUGAAGAAAAGUUGAAUACAGUGCGAAAAUCAAAAUGGGAAAAGAGCAUUAAGCCACUAGUUGACAAGUAUGCAUCUGCCAUUGAAAUUAAGUCCGUUUUUGAUGACGAAAUUCAGACACUAUCAACAGAAGUUAUUUUUGAGAAGCCGUUCGAGGGAAAGUUUGACUUUAGAACACAUUAUGAUCUAUUAUGGGUACAGGACAUUUAUCGACGAUUUGUGUCAUGUUCCAAUAUACUUCGUGAUGUGACUAUGUCAGAGAUAGCCUACAGAGAAUCAUUUGUUAAUCCCAUAAUUCCCAAGGCAUUCGACGAUAUUAAAGACAAGAUUAGGUUUCAAACUGGAGAGAUAGAGAGCACAUUGCGUAAAGAACAUCGAAAUCAGACAAAUGACCAAAAACCUCGGAUAUUGCUUGGUUCAAAUUAUGACGGGAUUCUAAGAAUUUACGUGAACGCAAAUGAAAUAGAGAUUGGAUUUUUAGAAGUUGUAGGGAAUGCGUCGGUUGUGGAUCUUAAAAAAUAUCGCGAAGAUAGGGAGAAAUUAUUAAAGGCGAUGCAGUUGUCGAUCUUUUAUCAACGACAGCACCAUCUACGUCGUAAUGCUCCAGAAGAACAGCUUGGAUGCCUUCAAAGUUUUGGUGUAUUAGUUAAAAGCCAGUUAUAUGUACUAGAUGAAAUAGUUAGAAAAGCUUAUUUUUUUAAAAGUCGGGUUAUGGACUAUUACUUAAAGAUACAAGAAAUCUCAAAAAAGGCACAACAAUACACUCCAUCAAAUGAAAAUCCGUUAGAAGCAUCACCAUCCAAAAACACUAG
Molecule: messenger RNA, 1055 nt
Organism: Racocetra persica
Lineage: Eukaryota; Fungi; Glomeromycota; Glomeromycetes; Diversisporales; Gigasporaceae
Source: the annotation of a GenBank genome assembly